GAAGAAACACUUCCGGGUAUUUUCUCAAGUUAGUUUUCAACGACUACGUCACAGCAACGAACACUUCAUAUUCCUAAACAGCAUUUAUUAUUCCCUUGCUUUCGGUCCUGAUGUCUGGCUUGAUCUGUUCAGCAUUACCAAGCAGGUUAAGGUCUCAGCUGCUGUCUUGCAUGAGAGGAACAUGCCAGAUCACAGCUCCUUUAUCUUUUGGGGUGAGGCCUUCUCCAUCCAAGCUCUUAACCCUCCAUCAUGGCUGUUGUGUAUCCCUUACUCCCCAAAUCACAGCCUCCGUCAGGUACUCUGACUUGUCCACACAGAAAUAUGACAUGAUUUAUAAAUUCCCCCACAUUAAGCUCUUCAGAACCGUGUCCAGGCUAAAAUUACUCCAAACUGGGAUCACUGUGAUUAUCCUCCCACCUGUGUACAUUCUAUACCUCAUGGGAGAUGCCCCCCUCUUUCUUGUCAACUACUCGACAGGAACAGCUCUAUUUGCAGGAGUCAUGUUGUACACUGCUAGCCACUUUCUCAGGAGGGUUGUGGGUAUGAUGUACCUGGAUUCGUCCCACAGCACGCUCAAAGUGUCCCACCUGACUUUCUGGGGUAGGCGGCAUGACAUCUUCAUGCCUGUGUCAGAUGUUAUGACUGUUGGGGACACUGGGGACUCUUCACAUGAGACCAUACUAAAACUGAAGCGAUAUAGCACUCCUGAGACUUUGUAUUUCUCCACACGUUUUGGACAGGUGGUGGACAAACAAUGUUUUGAGAAGGUCUUUGGAAGUUUAAGUUGACAUUAGUUAUGUGUCAUAUAGAUGAUAGAUGAUGCUAACGCUCUCAUUCUUACAUUUCAAGGGAGGAUUUUGUGGAAUUCUGGUCAAGUGGUCAAUUUCAAAUACCUUCACAUCAUAUGCUGACCUCGUAAUUUAUGACUCACAUUUACUUUUUCUCUGUGAAAGAUGCCUGUUAUGCAAAUCAGCAUUUUUAUUUUACAAUAUUUUGAUGCCUUUAAUGUGUCUUUCUACACCACCACUUAUGAAGAUUCUUGUUCAUUCACAGUGAUAACUGAGUUGUGUGUGCUAAUUAGAUAAUUUUUAGCUAGUAAAUGUUUUUAGUAUAUAGGAGACAAAUUCAUUUCUUGGGACACACACCUGUAUACCAGCUGUAAGCCUUUAUGACUACUCACCUGAUCAGUCACAAAAUGAAGUCUAUGUGCACAAUAUAAUGAUAGCCUAUACAAGAGCUGUGUUAAGUAUUCUGCCUUUGAAAAUAAGUUCCCUUUUGAUUGACAUUGUCUGAGAGAUAUUAUUUUAACCCUAUUAGUUCAGUGAUCAGUCUUGUGGUUGUAGUUAGUAGUGGUUUGGAGCUGUAGUGCUUCAUAAUGAGACGGGUCUAAUAUUUUGGUUUCCUCAAUCAGAGUAAAAAUAUUAGGAACAGGUUUCGGUAUGAUUAUAGUACAGUUAAAGUACAAUAUAUUUGAUACUGCUCUUGUAUUGGCUAACAUAACACAAGGGAGUCCUUUGUUCAAUCGUAAUUCCUACAGUGACGACAUAACCCAAAUUUCAGUCAGAAUCUGCUGUACAACAUGAACAUUGAAAAAUGAAAUAAAAACAGUAGCCCACGGUGUAACUGAGCAUGCCUUCUUGCCAUGCGUGAAGACAGUGACAUGCGGUGUGGCCGGUCAGUGUAAAUCUGUAUAUUUAUUUAAGCUUUGGAUACAAUCGUACUAAAGAAGAGUGGUAUUAGUAUUUUUAGACGUCCCCAACGCAGUAUUGUUUUUAUUACUGCUACAUAUUAAAUACAAAGCAUUGACAUCAUAAUUCUCUGGAGGACCUAAGGAUUUAUGUACCAUAUAGAGUCAUAAAUACUGGAACAAGUUAUCAAACACCUCUGACUUUCAACAUGUCACACAAUAGAUCUGUGGAGUUUUGUUUUGAACUUGUUAACAGUUGGAUUUUCCACAACAUCCACUAGGCAAGUAAGUAAGGCCAUCCAUGAUGUGGCCGAAAGCGACUGUUUAAAAAAAUGACUUGUUCUGAUAGAGAAUACCUGAAACGAAUACACUUUAUUAACUUUGCAAAGAGGUCGGCCAAUUUGACAUUGAGACAAGAGGGUAAUACCAAGAGGGUAUUUCAAACACUGAUUUUUAUGUCCUUUUACAUUUAAAUGGUUCAUACCAAUACACAUAAUGCAGGAAGACACAAACAAUUGGUCAGACAGAAAACAGCAUGAUAGAAUUCAAUGGUGGUGUGUUAUCAAGGGGGAAAUGCAUCCAGUUGGUUUCCCACCUCCACCUAUUCUUGAUCAGAAGAACUAGAGUUGCUUUUGAUUAAUUUAAUUAGUGUCAUCAUUCACUAUUGUAGUUAUAGAAACACAUCGAAACAAAGUAAUAACAAUAAUAAUUUCAUCUCGAUAUUUAAAGAUAUUGUGCAGCCAUAUAAACAUAAUAAAUAAUAUAAUAAUAAAAUGCAUAAAUAAUACAAAAUAUAAAAAAAUGCAGCAACAUAGAGUCAUGCAAUACGUACCAAAAUGCAUAAUUAAAAAUUUAAUUAUCGGUAAAACAUAUGAUCCAGCAUAAAAAUCAAUAGAGCAAUAGUGCAGGAGGUGUAAGGCAUUGGAGCUUAUUAAAAGCUAGAGUAAAAAGACACUGUAUGUUUUUAGUUUACUUUUGAAAAUAUCUAUCGAGUUGGCUUCCAUGAUCUCUAACGGUAAAGUGUUCCAGAGAAUACGGGCAUAGGUAACAAAGGCUACAUCCCCAAUAUAAUAAUAGCCUACUGUGGGAGGAAACCGGAGUGCCCGUAGAAAACCUACGCAGGCACAGGGAGAACAUGCAAACUCCACACAGGUGGGGCUGGGAUUUGAACCCCGGUCCACAGAACUGUGAGGCAGAUGUGCUAACCAGUAGGAAAUUUAUUUUAUUGUGCAAUUUUGGACAGAAUAAAAUUGGUCUCAAAUACACAAUGUUUUCGUUGCACUGUACAUUAUAUUAGUUACAUAUAUACAUAAUACAUAAGAUGAUCCACUAGAUGCCACUAGAAGCCAUGUUAUUUAUUUUACACCGGCUGGAAGGUCAUGAAGGGGAAUGGGCAGUAACCCAUAGAAUUCAUUGAGAUGGAUUUGCUAAUCACUUACCUGUAAUUAAGGUUGCACUUGUGUUUACUCUCUAGCCCCAAAUUUCACAGUAUAACUACCACUAGUGUCGUUCUAGUACACUAUAUUUAUAUAUACAAACACACUAACAAAAAACAAACAAUAUAUACAAACCCCAAUUCCAAUGUAAUUUCACAUUGUAUAAAACCUAACUAAAAACAAAAUACAGUGAUUUGAAAAUACUUUUCAACCGAUAUUAAAUAGAAUACACUGCAAAUGCAAGAUAUUUAAUGUUUAUUUAAUGGCGGCUUCUCUGGGCCCAGGCUCAUCUGAGAUCAACAGACGCUAAGUGGAAAAGUGUGCUGUGGUCUGACUAGUCCUGUUUUUGGAAAUCAUGUACAUUGUGUCAUCCGGGCCAAAGAGGAAAAUAAUCCACUGGAUUGUUAUCAAUGCAAAGUUACCCCAUACCUGUGAUGUAUGGGGUAACUGUUAGUUCCCAUGGCAUGAGUAACUUGCACAUCAGUGAAGGCACCAUUAAUGCUGAAAAGUACAUACAGGUUUUGCAGCCCCCCCGAAGUCUUAUUGAGUAACGUUGUUAAAAGGAAAAGUUAUGUAACACAGUGGUAAACAUGCCCGUUGCAGCUUUUUUGGAAUGUGUUGCAGGCAUCAAAUUCACAAUAAGUGAAAAUCCACCUGUCCUGUUCUGACUGAACGCUCGUUCGCUGACUUGAGAUGCGCACCCACGUCAUGUGACGUGACUUGCCAAGUGUCAAAGAUAGUUACUUUAGUUUAUUUUGUAAUUUUAUUUGUUAUUUUCAAGACAGAAACGUAAAGGGGGCGCCAGUGGGCGUCGCAAAUUAUUUGAUGAUUUUAUUUAAAUAUUUU
Messenger RNA from Phyllopteryx taeniolatus (common seadragon), 3969 nucleotides. It is a transcript of the gene tmem186, whose product is annotated as transmembrane protein 186. The record is from RefSeq and is a predicted model, not a curated record. NCBI's taxonomy places the organism in Eukaryota, Metazoa, Chordata, Actinopteri, Syngnathiformes, Syngnathidae. Bases 111 to 788 code for a protein of 225 amino acids. Gene Ontology annotation, cellular component: mitochondrion. The transcript is spliced from 2 exons.